Molecule: messenger RNA, 1093 nt
Organism: Linum tenue
Lineage: Eukaryota; Viridiplantae; Streptophyta; Magnoliopsida; Malpighiales; Linaceae
Source: the annotation of a GenBank genome assembly
UGUCAGCUCAAAAUUGUCUUUUGUCCUCCAUUUUUUCUGUUCUCCAAGGAGAAAGUGAGCCUUAUCUGGUUAAUUCAUAUCCAGAAUUCGUUUAAACCCACAAAGACCUUCUUGUUCCUCUCAUUCCAAAGAUUCGAGCUUUGGUUUCAGGGGAAAAAAACCCAUUGCUCAUUUGUCUGUACAAUGGCGAGUUGUUCAAGCUUCACUACCAUUUGCUCUCUUAAUUCUCCAGAUAAACCAGGAAUUAUUGGGAAUUCAGUUCCUGGAAGGGUUAUUCAAGUCAGCAAAGUUUUCCAAUCCUCAAAAGUUUCAAAGUCUCGGUCUUUGGAGGUCAAGGCGACAGAUGGUAACAAAACUGUCAAACCAAGGAGCAUAGUCUGUACCAACUGCGAGGGCAAUGGUAAAACCCGAAGCUACAUUCAGACAUCCAGUGCCAACUUUGAUCCUUUUUUAUCCUCUUCUCCUGGUAGAAUGAAAAUCAUGAAUGUAAAUUAAGAUGAACUUUCCAUUAUAAAAAAAAAUUAAGAUGAACCUUCACAUCAAGCUUGUCCUUGUAACAUGGAUCAUCUGUUGUCACUGACAGCCACACACAAAUUCCUCAUCUCUAAGAUUCCUCCACUGAUGCAAUAUACCUGUUGGAUUAUGAAUAAUUUCAAUGCGAAGUAAACUCUCUGGCUUCAUACCAAUUUGUUUCUGCUUUGUUCAAAAUUUUCAGGGGCUGUAGCAUGUUCCCAGUGCAAAGGCUCGGGAAUCAAUUCCGAGGACCACUUCAAUGGGCGGUUUAAAGCCGGUGGAAUGUGCUGGUUAUGCAGAGGUAAAAGGGAGAUGUUGUGUGGGAACUGCAACGGAGCUGGCUUUGUUGGGGGACUCAUGAGCACUGCCGAUGAUUGAAAAGACGAAACGCAUCUACGGUGGACAACUGCGGAAAUGUGGAAAGAGUUAACAUGUCAAUUCAGUAUUACUACUCACAGUCACAGAGAUUAAACUGCUGUACUCGUGAUAUGAUAUCAAGAACGCAGAUUGUAAUGCAAAGCAUUGUUCAUGUUUUUGGUUACAUUUCUUAUCCACGUUUUAGAGAGUUUGUACUCCAGCU